AUGGCUAAUUUUAAUUACGAGUGGCUAGUUCUAACAGUCCUCAUCGUUAAUGCACUCUCGGCGACGUCUUAUGUCGAAUCUGCAGUUGGUCAUAGCGAGUUUGAAACAUGCGCGAGACAAUUGGAUGAAUGGUGCGGAAAGGAGAUCUUGCUGAGGAUUUUCUUCAACGACGCCAAUCCCUCAGGUGAUUGCUGCAUGGAGCUUACAGCAAUGGGAAAGGCAUGCCAUGACAAAAUAGUCAGGGCGACUCUUUCGUCGUCGCCGAUGUACCAGAAGAACUCAAAGGCAAUCCUAGGGAGAAGCCAAAGCACCUGGAACCAUUGCGUUUCAACAGUGCGGUCAUCCUCUCCGCACAACACAUCAUGUCCGCCGGUGUCCAACCUCACUUGUGCAAAACAGAUCGUCUCAAGAAUAUUUCGCAGCCAAGGAGAGCUCAGAACCGACUGUUGUGGAGUGCUCGUGGGCAUCGGGAAAGAUUGCCCGACAAGCUAG
Molecule: messenger RNA, 492 nt
Organism: Eucalyptus grandis
Lineage: Eukaryota; Viridiplantae; Streptophyta; Magnoliopsida; Myrtales; Myrtaceae
Exons: 1
Coding region: 1-492 (163 amino acids)
Source: RefSeq, a predicted model, not a curated record